AGUCGCUCGUUUUCAGCGACAAAAUCAGUCACGUGACAGUAUUUUAGAUUUCCCGCGGCUUGAAAAAAUCCAGCGAUAAAGCUGGAUAUGUUGAACUUUGUCGCUGGUACAUAGGAGCCAUAAUAUAAAUGAUAAUAUAGAAACAAUCGAUUUUUAACUAUCGAUAAGUAGCAUUUAAUCAACGGUAACAAUAAAAAUAUUUAUAAAUUAUAAAUUAUUUAUACUGAAGUUAAUUUAUUUUUGUUGACGAUGAUGGAUUUGGAUGAGCAAAUACAAGUUGUUUAUACAUGUGGCGUUUGCAAUAUAAUUGUCGAGAUUAUAGAAACUCAUUCAUGUAUUGAAUCUUACGGAAAAAUAUAUCUCGAUGAUAAUAAUUACUUCUAUCCGAUGACAGAUACUGGAGCUAUCAUUCGUCGAAGUUUAUUAAAUGAUGGAACUGAAGCGGUAGUUGAAGAUGUUGAUGCAGAAAAUCAAAAUCCUAACGUAUCCGGAAAAAAGAACUCCUUAAAAAAAGCAGUACCAUCAAAAUCUCCUAAGCGACCGGUUUCUACGAAACGAAGCGAAAAGUUAGACGAUAUUGACAUUGAGCUUCUCAUUCUUGAGGUUGAGAAGAGAAUCCCAUUGUGGAACUUCACAAUCCCGAUCGAAGAACGAAGUAGAGAAACGGUCUCAAAUUUGUGGGAAGAAGUUUCGACAGCACUGAAUGGACAAAUUAGUGGCCCGGACGCUAAAAAAAAGUUUAAAAGCUUGAGAGAUGUAUACCGACGAAUAAUUCAUGCUGAACAACUACCAAGUGGCUCUGGACGCGUUAACCAAAAAGAGAAAUGGAAAUUUUACGCCCAAAUGGAAUUUCUACGGGAUACUUGCCUUGUUUGACCAACAAGUAGUAAUGUUAGCCGAGUUGUCGAAGGGGAGCAUGACGAAAAUGAAUGUGAUUAAUCGAUCGAUUUAAGUGAGAUCGUCGAGGAACAAGUCAAUGAAGAGAGCAGUCAAACGCUUGAUGUUCAGCCAAAUAAAAAACCAAAGAGACGUUCUACAAAAGAUGAUGAUACGAUUAUCAUACUUAAUCGUAUUGCCGAUGCAAUUGCGAAAGAAGAACCACCCCCUGUAUUACCUCAAGCUCCACAAAUAGAUGAUGUGGACGGUUUUUUGAUAGGAAUUGGUACUUAUUUGCGACGAUUGCCACAGCAACAAAAAAUGGAAACUAUAAUUGAGAUUUUAAAUUUGGUUCACCAGAAGUGCCGGCGUUUCGCUGCUGACAAUUGAUAUUCAUCUACCUAAUCACCGGUUUU
Molecule: messenger RNA, 1292 nt
Organism: Cotesia glomerata
Lineage: Eukaryota; Metazoa; Arthropoda; Insecta; Hymenoptera; Braconidae
Exons: 7
Coding region: 250-876 (208 amino acids)
Source: RefSeq, a predicted model, not a curated record